AUGGUCGCCAUCACCAUCAGAAACAUCGCAUGUCUCUUGGGAGUCGCUUCCCUCGGUGCCUCCGUGGCCGUCGAUACUACCAAAGUUGACGUGGACGCAACAGCCUGGAAGAUGACAGAAUUCUGCGUCGACUACUAUACAGUUGGCUUUGGAGAUACUUGCUGGGACAUCAUCUCACGCAACCAGAACAAAUUCACCAUGAGACAACUCUUGUGCUGGAACACCGAUAUUAACCCCUGGUGCUCCAACCUCAUUCCCGGACGGCAGGUCUGCGUUGGAGUUGAUCGUCCUGGCCCUGUCUGCUAG
Messenger RNA from Penicillium canescens, 306 nucleotides. Its product is annotated as LysM peptidoglycan-binding domain-containing protein. The coding region runs from base 1 to 306 and encodes 101 amino acids. The transcript is spliced from 2 exons. The record is from RefSeq and is a predicted model, not a curated record. NCBI's taxonomy places the organism in Eukaryota, Fungi, Ascomycota, Eurotiomycetes, Eurotiales, Aspergillaceae.